AUGACAACUCGACAUACUUCUGCAACCCCCGCCCCUGCACCUGCACCUGCACCUGCACUACAGUCUUCAGAACCUUCACAACCAGCAUCGGCAGAACAGAAAGUAAUCCCUCCUCUUUCCGAACCUACUACUUCGAACCCACCACCCAAUGCACCGGUCAAAACGAACGACCCUCCAUCCCCAGCUCGAGUGGCUUCUGAUGCUGCUGCUCCUCUACCCUCCCAGCCCUCAGGAACACCAUACGGCACCAUUGGUAGCAGCAACGAAUCCAGCAACCGAAUCAUGUUGACCGUCUCCUUGGUCGUCGUCUUUGUGGUCUUGGCCGGGAUGGGACUAGUCGUCUACUGUCUCUUCCGGAGACGCACUGCGAAACGACGGAUGCAUCUAUUUGGUGGUAAUGGGGGUAGUAAGAACGCUAGUGGGUCUUUGGACUCCUCAGCAGCAGCUGGGAACUCUGGGAUCGGUAGUGGAGGGAAGAGAAAGUCGAUGACAGCCCACCGACAGAGUACUAUCACUCUCGGUGGGGGGAGCAUCAUCGGUACUGGUGGCAAGGGGGACCCGAUGACGACGGCAUUGGCAGAGAUGCAGGAACAGCAGCGACGGAUUUCGGAUGGGGAUAUGAGCCGUGCUCUUCAGGCUAUGACGGAGAAGCACCAGAACGCGUUGAUGACAAGGAGGUCUAGUACUCUUAGCCUUGGAGGGUUGCACCAUCAUAACCAUCAUCAACAUCAUCUUCCGCAGAACCAACAACAUCCCGGAAGUCGGGCUGUGAGUCCUAAUCUGGGGCCUGCUAGACCGCAUUCGGCGUUGGGUGGUGGGUACUGGAGUGGUAGCGGAGGACCGGCAGGCGGUGUGGACCCCACAGGCGAAGGGUCAAAGCGGGCAACCAUGUCUGGUGGCAAUACCGUGAUUGGCAGUGGAGACUAUGUCGCAGGACCAUUGGAAUCCUCACCCGACUUCCGUACAACCCUCUAUGACGACCUUUACUACCCCUCCCCGCAGUUCCUUUACUCUUCCUCUGGUGGAGGCAGCAGUGGCGCCAACAGCAGCGAACAGCUCUUGCCACCGCAUCAUCAUCAUCAUCACCCUCACUAUUAUAACAGUGGUCCCCCUUCGAGCGCGAAUAUGAGUCGGCGGUCUAGUCUCUCGCCUGGUGCGUAUCCUACCCACUCACCUUCUGAGAUGGCCGCCCAAGGUCAGAAUCGUAGUCCAAUUUUUAGGGCAAAGACGAUUAGUACGAGCAGUGGACAAAGCUACCAGCAGCAGAUGCAAUACCAACAACUCUAUCCUCCUCACGUUGGUUCGGGACCUCACAGGUCUACUCCUCCGCCUCACUCGUCUACACCGCCACCACACCUGAAUCGCAUGAGCGUCCCUCAGCCUCCUGCAACCAUCGCAUCCAGUUCUGACGACUCUUCCGAGACAGUCUCGAGCUACCUACCUCCCCAACAACAGCAAAAGCGUCCAGAAGGCGCUAGUGUCGGCGUCAUUAGUAGCGACACGAUCCCACGAACAUCCUACCCUCUCGCAGACCCAACACUCGAACACCAGGAGAACCACCACCAGCCAAGGCGCCCCCAUUCCAUGUCCACGCUCCAAAACAACUCUUCCUUCAUUUCACCCCACGGCGUGACAGUCGGGCUUGACAGAUCCCGGUCCCCGCCCUUGAUGAGUUCCAGCACGGGCAAUCUCCUCGACCAAUGCCCACAGCAUCGAGCAUCAUACGACGGAAGUAGUCAGCUUAUCAUCCCGCCUUCGAUCACCACCCGUCGCAGGUCCGCGAUGCCCAGCGCCCUUGGAUCCUCAGGAGGUGUAACCAGUCCAGGUGGUAAUUACCCGUACCAGCAAGGAUACUCCCAACAGCAACAUCCGUACGGCGGUAAUGGGCAGGAAUAUUUCCAAGAUGGACAGCUGUACCCAAUCUCUCCCAGAUCAUCCUCCCCCUACGGCUACGGUAAUAUACCCUACCAAGACCACCGCCCCAACCACUACCAAUACGCACAACAACUCUCAUCAACACAAAUGAGCCGCGAACCUGACCACCAAGGGAAAUCAGAACAUACCCAAGAUGGAGGAGCAGGCGUCGGUGUAGGUUCCAGCGUCAAGACCGCCUCAUCCUCUUCAUCCUCUUCCCCUGGCGGCACAUCUAACACAGCCUCCACAGCUUCUACACCCACACCCACAAGUGUCAAUCUGAACUCAGUGCGUCCCAAGAGCCCACCCCCACCGCAAGUCUGGCCCAGCCGAUCCAACGUCAACGGCACCGGCAGCGGCCCUAUCGUCCACAUCGCUCCCGCCCUACCAUCCUCGUCAUCAUCGUCUCGUGCCUCGGUAACAGCAGCAGCCACAGGGCUAACGAUCCUGACACCUGUUGAUCGCGAGAGUUCUUUGGCGGCAGACCUACACUUGACAGAAGUCCUUGACAGCCCAACCGACUCCUCUGCUCACUAG
This is a messenger RNA of Linnemannia hyalina, 2451 nucleotides long. The record is from the annotation of a GenBank genome assembly. Lineage: Eukaryota; Fungi; Mortierellomycota; Mortierellomycetes; Mortierellales; Mortierellaceae.